This is a messenger RNA of Durio zibethinus, 2171 nucleotides long. RefSeq names its product auxin-responsive protein IAA12-like. The record is from RefSeq and is a predicted model, not a curated record. Lineage: Eukaryota; Viridiplantae; Streptophyta; Magnoliopsida; Malvales; Malvaceae. Gene Ontology annotation, cellular component: nucleus. Gene Ontology annotation, biological process: regulation of DNA-templated transcription.
UCGAGGAAUUUUAUUUAUUUAUUUAUUUAUUUGAGUAAAAAGGAUGGUGACUGGUGAGAGUGCAAGGCGCACUAGCAGACAUAUGGGUCCCAUCAUCAUCACACCCUCCACCACCUUCCCCAACCUCCGUUCCCUCCUUUUGCCUCUCCUACACUUCGGUCUCUCUCUAUCUCCACCAAAAUAAGCCUUCUUUUUGUCCCUCUCAAAACUACUUCUUAUUUCUUCACCUGUGCCAAGUCUUUAACUUUCUUGCUUUUCUUAAUUGCUUGUUUGUGAUGGAUGGUGGCUUAGUUUUACUUGGUGGUGGUGGUGGUUCUUCUGGGGUUUCUACAAAUGAAUCAGCAGUGUCUAAAGUGGAGGUUGUUUCUGAGGCAAGUUCAUAUCCAGCUGAGAGUGAGCUGGAGUUAGGCCUGGGACUGAGCCUUGGUGGUCCUGGUGGUGUUACAGGGAAGACAAAGGCCGGUAAUUCUCCAUGGGGUGAGUGUGGUAGAAUCUUGACUGCAAAAGACUUCCCUUCAGUGGCUUCUCAUAGAGCUAAUACUGGUGGUCCUUCUUCUGUUGCUGUUUCUGGGAUCAAGAGAGCUGCUGAGUCUGUCCCCCAUGAAGGUGGAUCUCCAACUGGUGUCAGUCAAGUUGUGGGAUGGCCCCCCAUAAGGGCUUUUAGGAUGAACAGCUUGGUUAACCAAGCAAAGGCUCCAAGAGCUGAAGAGGAAGAGGGAGUUGGUGAAAAAGAUAAACCAAAGGAUGCCUUGAAAAAGAAACCUUACAAUGGCAAGAAAAUCAGUUCUGGUGUUAAUGAAAAAGGCCAUCUUGGGUUUGUUAAGGUGAAUAUGGAUGGACUUCCAAUAGGGAGAAAGGUGGAUUUGAAUGCUCAUUCUUGCUAUGAAGGUUUGGCCCAAGCACUGGAAGAUAUGUUUCUCAGAUCUGCCAACUCAGCUGGUUCAGAGAAGGAACAAGUAACAAAGCCCUCUAAGCUUUUGGAAGGAUCAUCUGAAUUUGUUCUGACCUAUGAAGACAAAGAGGGAGACUGGAUGCUUGUAGGAGAUGUCCCAUGGAGAAUGUUUCUAAGCUCAGUCAGAAGGCUCCGAAUCAUGAGGACCUCUGAGGCAAAUGGACUUGCACCAAGAUUUCAUGAAAGGAAUGAAAAGCAAAGAAACAAGCCCAUUUAGCAUCAUCCCCAUCCGUCAUUGUCAUUUCAAUUGCAUAAAAAGAAAAAAAAAAUUCACAGUUUGAACACAGAAGUUAAAGGAAACUAGAGAAGUUGAUGAAUUGAAGCGUAUUGCCAAGAUUGGUUUCCACUGCUUGUUAAGAGUAUCAAAUCAUUUUAUGGUUCUUGGUGCUUUUUUUUUUUUUUUUUUUGGUUUUGUUAGGCCAUAAUCAAUUUAGUUUUCUCUCUUAUACAGUGCCAUGAUACAGUCCCGCGGCCUUGACUAAAUGCUGUUUUUUAAUACUGUAAAUAUGGGAGUACUCGAAAUCUAGAGUGUUUUGAGCUUUGCUGCAAUCAAGCAGCUCAGUUUUACUUUUGUGAUACAAGAAAUGUUUGUGUGAUUCCGAUGUUAGCGUUUUCAUACUGUUGGUUGGCCAUGUUUUCUUAAUUUGUCAUAGUUUAAUCUAAAGUUCUGAGUGUUUUAUUUUCGGGAACAAGAUCUGAUUAAUUGAAUCUUUUGUGGCUAAAUAUUUGAUCGUUCUAAGCUUCCACACCGCACCUGAAGCUGUUAUUUCAUGGAGGAAUCAAGCACACCUUCGCCCUGAAACAAAUCUCAAGAAAGUUUAGUGCUUAUAACACAAGAAAUAAUGGAAGAAACAUAACAUCAAAACUUGGUGUGUGGCUUCUAAGGACAAAAGCAUCAUGAAUUGUCUUUUACAUCAUGCAAUUUGGCAUGCAACCACCAGCUCAGCUAUUAAUGGAACGUAACUUCAUUGCAACAAUUGGGUAUAAUCUCUACUCGAUUAUGAAACAUGAUAAUACGAUCUUCAAGCCACUUUCAUAUAUAAUGAAAUAACAUGUUAAGACUGUGUGAUCCUUCAAGUCGGGAAAGAAAGAUCAUUAUCUGGGGCAAAUGUAACUCAUUAUCUUGAUGAGAACAGGUUGCAAGUGAUAAAAAAGUAUUCAGAAAGCAAAGUGGAACAGAUGCUAAUAUUUUGACGUUUGUCAAAGAGGAGUACUGUUC